ACGCCCACAAGGCUUGGCAGAAGAAUUUCAACCCUUUUGCUUAUAGUUUCUGCUCUUAACGACUAAACAACACGAGAGAUGGACUACAAAGAACAGGUUGAGCAAGUUGUAUCCAGCGCGCAAUUCGGAGAUUUGAUCGAGUUCUCGUACCCCAUUGGCUACUCACACUGGGGCGUUUAUGACGGAGAUGGAUACGUCAUUCACUUUGCGGUUGCAGAUGAAACUCAGGUGAUGAGUUCGUUUCGGGGGUUUCUGCAGACUGUCUUCCCUGUUUGUGGUGAUCUUUUGCUUGGAGAAACUAAGAUACGGCGUCAGCUCCUGUCUGAAGUCAACGUACCUAAAGGCGCUCGUGUUUUAGUGAGCAAUAACCGACACGCUCUCGAGCCUUCACCUGAGGAUGAAAUUAGACGACGACGAGAUGCUUUACUUGACACGGAGUUUACUUACAAAGUCCUCACAUUUAAUUGUGAGCACUUUGCCACAUUUGUCCGCUCUGGAAAAGCUAUGUGCAAUCAGAUCCCAGGGAAGUCCAAAAACAAGGAAUGUGAGGAGGCUACUGAACAAUUUAGCAGCCAUGUGCCAUCGAAUACUGAAUUAUCAAUGCCAAUCUUCACAUUACCGGGCUCCAGACUAACUUUUUCUACUAGCGCUGUAGCCCCUGACUGAACAUUUUAGGAGCGGAAGCAGAAAAUUUAGGGGCACACCUUAAAUCAGCUUGCAAUGCAAUUAUUCAAAUUUCCCCCCAAAUAACUGUAAUACUGACAAAUUAUUUAAUAAUAAAUAGACUUAAUGUACAGAUAUUACAAUAUGCAGUUUUAUUUUAAGUUCACAUGGCUGCAGACUAAAUUUUGAGGGCAG
Rhinichthys klamathensis goyatoka is the source of this 858-nucleotide messenger RNA. RefSeq lists its product as uncharacterized. Gene Ontology annotation, cellular component: cytoplasm. The transcript has 4 exons. Gene Ontology annotation, biological process: N-acylphosphatidylethanolamine metabolic process. Gene Ontology annotation, molecular function: A2-type glycerophospholipase activity; glycerophospholipid phospholipase A1 activity. Lineage: Eukaryota; Metazoa; Chordata; Actinopteri; Cypriniformes; Leuciscidae. The record is from RefSeq and is a predicted model, not a curated record. Bases 79 to 666 code for a protein of 195 amino acids.